This is a messenger RNA of Apis cerana (Asiatic honeybee), 1682 nucleotides long. RefSeq names its product NAD-dependent protein deacylase sirtuin-4 (gene Sirt4). NCBI's taxonomy places the organism in Eukaryota, Metazoa, Arthropoda, Insecta, Hymenoptera, Apidae. Gene Ontology annotation, molecular function: NAD+ binding; histone deacetylase activity, NAD-dependent. The record is from RefSeq and is a predicted model, not a curated record. Gene Ontology annotation, cellular component: mitochondrial matrix.
AUAUAAAUAUGGCCUAUGUAUAAAGAGUGAAGUUGAAGUAAAGAUAAGAUGUGAUGUCACUUAUGUUUGAUGAAAUAAAUGUCAAAAUGUUAUUUUUUUUCCCCAAUUAAUUUCUUUUUUAUUUUCAAAAUCAUAGUUGUCGGAUGAAUAUGAUAUACUAAAAAUAAUUCAAUUUUUCUGUGAAUUUCUGCAAAAGGAUAAUAUAUAACAUCAUUCCAAUAUUACUAUAUUAGAUAAAAAAAUCAUGUGAUACGAUGCAAUGUUUGACUUCAACAAGAAACUUUUAAUAGUAAAAAAAAUAAUAUACUGUGCUCGUCUUUUAAAUAUAUUCAUAACUAUUUAUGAAUUACGAUUUAUGAAAAAAAUAUAUAAAAUUAAUAAAUUAAAUAAAGAUUUUUAAAUACUUAUCAUAGUUGCAUAUACAGGAAUAUGUUUUAAGUAAUACUUUUAAUGUUAAAAGAUUAUAUCAUAUAAGUUAUUAUAAUAAAUAAAACAAUGAUUGAUGAAAUUAAUUUUAAAUUUUAAAUGAAAUUGUAAAAUUAAUAUUUUUAACAUAAUUAUCAUAAGCAUAAAAGAUUUCAUUCUUUACAAUGAGUAUUAUAUGUAUGAGAUCAUAUAAAAGUGCUAAUAUAAUAGAAACCUUAUUGUGUAGAAGAUAUAUAUCAGAUUUUUCAUUUGUUCCUAAAUGUGAACCUAUAAAGGAAUCAUAUUUAUUAAAAUUAAAAGAUUUUAUUGAUAAUCAUAAUAAUAUCUGUGUACUAACAGGAGCAGGAAUAUCGACAGAAAGUGGUAUUCCUGAUUAUAGAUCUCAAGAUGUUGGUCUUUAUGCAAGAAGUAAUCAUAAACCAGUUCUUUAUAAAGAUUUUUGUAAUAGUGAUGCUAUUAGAAGACGAUAUUGGGCUAGAAAUUAUAUAGGUUGGCCAAGAUUUUCUUCUAUCAAACCAAACAAUACACAUAAAAUAUUAACAAAAUUAGAAAAUGCAAAUAAAAUAAGAUAUAUUGUUACCCAAAAUGUUGAUAAUUUGCAUACAAAAGCAGGUAGCAAAAAAGUGAUAGAAUUACAUGGAACAGCAUUUAGAGUAAUGUGCCUUAAUUGUAAUGAAAGAAUAUGCAGAUAUUAUUUGCAAGAUAUUUUUGAUAGAAUUAAUCCAAAUAUGACAGUAACUAGUCAAAUGAUCAGACCUGAUGGAGAUGUGGAAUUGACACAAGAGCAAGUAGAAAAAUUUAAAGUUCCAAUAUGUGAAAAAUGUGAUGGUAUUCUUAAACCAGAUAUAAUUUUCUUUGGUGAUAAUGUUCCACAUCAAAUUGUAGAAAAUAUAAAAUAUAAUAUUGAGCAUUCAGAUUCCCUUUUAAUUAUAGGUACUACAUUAACUACAUUUUCUAGCUAUCGAAUAGCAUUACAAGCUAAUAAUAUUGGAAAACCUAUAGCUAUAUUAAAUAUUGGAAAAACUAGAGUAGAUAAUCUUGCAAAAAUUAAAGUGGAAGGUAGAUGUAGUAACGUCCUAUCGAGAAUUUAUUCAAUGCUUAAUUAGCAUAAAAAAUAUUAAAAUAUUAUAUUUUAUAUUUUAAUGAAAUAUUUUAAUGGAAAUAAUAUAAGUAAUUUUUUAAAUCAUGGCUGUAAUUAUUUUAUCAUUAUUUAUGUAUGAUUCAUAUAAAUAAAAGAUUUUCAAUAAAUUUACAAA